GGAGGGGCAGCUGAUCGGUGGUGGUCGUUACUGGCCGAAGGCGGGAGCGGACCUCGUGUUCCUUCGGGCCGGCAGCCAGGCGGGCGCAAACGAUCCCCAGAUAAGCCUGAAACAACACCUCUCUUGUAACUCAUCUCAGCCCAUGAGUGACCCAAAGGCUACAAGGGGGAGAGAUCUCUCUAGCAGGUCCACUGUAGCAGACGAUUUUUCCAGCAGAGGUUCUGGAACUUUGAAAUCCAAGCUGAUGCCCUUCUCUGCUGGGAUGGCAGCUGGACUAGUACACAAAGAGCUUGUCUCCAGUAGCUCUUCCUUGAUGAAAUGUCCUCAUUCUGUGACUGAUGACCUUGGAAAUGGCAUCAGAAACCAGGCAGAGGAGGACAAGGUUGCCAGAACCAGCUUUGCAGAAGCACAACACGGUCUAUCCCACCAAAGGGAGGAAGGUGAAGAAAUGACUUGCCAACAGUCAAGACCCUCCAUCAACAUGGUUCCUCUUCGUGAGGCAGCCUUAAUUCCUAAGAAACGGAAACUUGUGCUGCACAUUGAUUUGAACAAUACCAUCCUAGUCUCUGAUGCUGUCACUGGUCAGGACCCGAGAGCUGCUCUAAACUGUUAUUUGAGUACUGUGACCUGGGGAAAGAUCAGCCCUAAAGGUGAGUGGCAGUGGCUCAGCAGUUCCCCCUCACUGCUGCCCCCCUGCCCUGGUUCAGUGAGUUUUUACUCUCAGUAUGGCCGAAGCACCAGCUUCACUGAGACACCCGAAGGGCAGAAGUUCCGGGACCUUCACAGGCGCCACCUGAAGCUGCUGGAAUGGCCAGGCCAGCCUCACCCACUGCUCUCCAUCAAAGGUGAGCAGGCCAAGCACUACCACUUAGUGCUGCCAUCCUUCUUCUACCUCUUGGAGAGCCUGCACCGGGAAGGGAGGCAGUUUGCCGUCAUCUUCCGCACCUUCGGUACAGACCUGCCUCGCCUCCUGCCAGCAGUGCAGUGUGCCCUGGAGGGGCAGCACCCCCACUUCCCCACUCUGCAGAACGUCUCGUUGCCUGUGAACCUCACUCCUGGAAAGAUACGGUGCAGCAAGAGGAAGGUGGUGUUGACCAAUGGAACAGAGCGGCUCUCCACUGAAGAUGGUGGCAGGAAAAUGUAUAUGUACUUCAGCUCCAGGGAAGGCCUCUGUGGCUUCCAGGACCACUUUGAUUGGUGGGCCAGAAAUCAGUUCUCUAACCAGGGUGGGAAGCCCCUUUGGAUUGAUCCUCAUGACUCAAGCACUCACCACAUCUGUAUCGAUGACAACAUUCGGCUAAAUGAUUCUGACACCAUCGUCCACCCUCAGGUAUUCUCAAGUCAGGGAAGUAGCUGUUUCCGGACAACUCCCACGUCAGAACUGUAUGACAUUUGUUUGGUUCAAACAGACCUCCUGGAGGCGAUUGCUGAUGUGAACUAUUUUUGCCACUGCGUAAGAAAGUGUGAGGAGAAGUAUGAGCAGUACUUGGCUGGGGCUGAGGAUUGCACCAAGUAGGUUUGAUUGAGAGUCUUUCUAGAGAAGUCCUGCAUGGUUCAGUGCUUGCCAGGGAAGAAGAGAGUCUUCUGCUUUCAAUUUGUGUGAGUGUGUGUGCGUGUGUGAGGAGGGGGUGUCCUUAGCCAAUGGACUUCCCAGCUGGGCUGUUCCCCUUGCACACCUCUCAGAGGUGGUGUUGUUUCUUCAACUUCCCUGUCAGUGCCAGACACUCCUUUGGAACUGUCAGCAAUGCCAGGAAGCAUUCUGGGCCACUUUCUCUGGUGCUGCCUGAACCAGAGCACCUGAACAGCGAUGCUUUCCUCUUAUGUAUAUUUGGAAGGGGUGGGGUGGCUCAUGGAGACUUCCUUGCUGCAGCAGUGGCCGAGCUUCAUCUCAGAAGAGAUGACAACCAGCCCAUAGGCUCCUCACUGCAUUGUGCCUAGCUGCGGUGGUAGCAAAAUGGCUGGUCUCGUCACACAGCCCAGCUUUCCAAUCGUUAAAAGCAACUCCAGCUGCCAUCAUUUGUUCAUUGGCUGUGAUGGCUGCUCACCCCCCUCAUGAGGCCCGGUGCUAAGUAAGCCCGUGUGGGAAAGGUUACAAGGACUGAGGGAUGCUUCUGGUAGAGCUGUGGGGGCGACUAAAUAAGUUUCAAAGGAUCAUGAACUCUCACUUUUCUCCUACCCAUUUCCACUGCAAGAUUUUCUAGUAGUCUUGUUUACAAGCUUCCACAAUGUUUUGUUUCAGAAAUAAGUGAUCAAGCGCAAAUACCUUCUCACGCUCCACAUUGAUCUGCACAGUUCAAUUCCACUUCCCUAGAAUGAAGCAAGACCUAAUUAUGCUGGAGGGACUGGGACCUCUUGAGUUCUGCCUGCUGAACAAUCCAAGCCCUCCCCACUGCCUCUUGGAGAACACUGAAAGUGGAAUGCAGGCUGCUGUGGCUCUUUUGUAAAGAGCACUUCUCGCCCACAGGGCCCCUCCUACCCCAGCUGGAGAGGCAAACUCUGCCUAUUCUUGUGGCUGGGAGGUCAGGGCUCUCCUGCUUGAAAUAAUAGUUGGAGAGAAUACCUUUACUUCCCCAACAGUGGGAGGCCGAGCCGAGCCCGACUCUUUCGCCAAGAGAUCAGCAGAAAGCAGACUGCGGUGCAGUGUCUGCAAGCCGUUGUUCUAGCCCAUUGUUUGCCUCUUAAGGAUGCAUGCCGUCCCCCCCCCCCCCCAGAGAACCGCUGGACAAAUGUGGUAGAAGGUGGGAAGGAGGGCCGUGACCCACACUGCGAUUCUAAAAUCAGGAAUACUGUGGUGCACAGGAUGUUAGCACAGCGGCUGUACCAAAAAUACAUAGUGAUUUGCAGCACAUGGCUGAAUGGUCACACCGUUCAAUAGGCAAGGUAAAAGAGCGCCAGGGAUUUGCACAGAUUGCCCUAUUGAUCAGCACAGCCAGCUCAGUUUUAUUAUGUAAAUGUAUAACUUCCCUUUUAGCUUAGGUUUGUUACAGGAUCUGAGGAAAAAAAGAAUAUCUAACUAGAUAUGCAAUUGAUUAAGAGAUGCCAGAUAUCUCAAUACCUCUGAAAGGCAAUCAUGGCUUUAAAAUGAUUCAAGGCACCCAGAAGAAAGGCAUUUCACUCUUAAUAGUGAAGUGGAACCUCCUUGUUCAGCAAUGGGGUGCGUCUGCAUACCCAGUGCUGGGCGUAACCAUGCAAGAUGGUUGCUGCUUCCAUGCCCUAAUUGUGCACUUCCCAGAGACAUCAUUUUGGCCAGGCUUGGCACCAAAGCCUGGAUUAGCUGAAUCCGUGGUUUGAUCCAGCAAGGCUGAUGUUCUUUGAUGGCCCCCUGGAAAAAGGAUGUUCCUGUUGCUGGGGAGCAGCCAUGAAGUGGCUCUUUUUGAAUGAUUUUCAUAUUUAGGGCAUUGAGACCACAGUCAAGAACAUUGUGAAUGAGGCCAAAGGAAAGUAAUGGUCUCCAAAAUAUAUAGAACUCAAGCUGCUUCAGGCUGGAAAAGAUCCUCAAACAGAGAGCAGGCCUAAGCCUUCUACCUGUGCUAUUUUAUGUAGAUGGGGAAUGCAGAGAAAAGAUCAUUUGGAACAUCUUCUCAGCAAGCUGUGGCCUCACUUUUUUAUUUAUUACAUUUCUAUACUGCCCAAUAGCUGAAGUUCUCUGGGUGGUUUGCAACAAUUAAAACUAUAAAAUAAAACAUGAUAACUUACACUAUAAAAUUUUAAAAAAAUAAAAUUACAAAUCAACUACCAAACUAAAAACUAUAAAUCAAAGCAGUAACCAAAUAAAACUUAGCAGCAUUGCAAAUAUUUAAAAUGUGGUAAUAGUUUUAAACCAACUGAAAUGUCUGGGGAAACCAAAAAGAGAGAAGUGUAGGUGCCAGGUAAGCUUCUCUGGGAGGCUUAUUCCACAACUCGACUGCCACAACAAAGAAGACCAUCUCCCUUUCUUUGGUGGCGUCACCUGGAGAAGGACCACUGAAGGGGAUUUUAAUGCAGAGCCCGGAGCUUAUAGUUUCACCUUGGUCAUAUCUGGGCCUGCUCCUGCACCCACACACGGAAAAUAUGAAUUUCAGGGCUCCAUGCAGCGUUUGGUAUGUCUUAGAGUGGCUGUGGGAUUCCUUCACUGCCCCAUGUCCAGCUCAUCCCUGCACACACUGCUUCAGUGCACCUCCUCCAUGGUGGCCUGGCGAAUAUCUGGCUGAGUGGUGAUGCUGUCUCGUGACUAGUGGCGAAGCAAUGGAUGGUAACAUGCAGGAGCCUAUGAGAGCCCCACAGCCAUGCCCCAAAGGACAGUCCCGUGGUGUCCAUAAAUGUUUCCCAUGGGCCAAAACCCAUACAGAUGCGGUCGUGCAAAUUCACCCACUGCAAGUAGGACCUCAGCUUUGGUUGGAAUCUAAUCCCUGGCCUCACAGGAGUAUUUUGGGAAGGAAUGUGACUGUUGUUCAGCCAUUUGCACACUCAGAAAGUGUCAUGUAAAUGAUACUGGAUGACUGAUUGCAUUUAACCAUUUUGUUAUUUCCUCCACAAAAUGGUUCAGUACACUGAUGGGGGGCAUUGGCUGCUCUAUAUUCUAUUUUGAAACUGCACCUUAUGGCAAGAUCCAACAGCUACAUAUCAAUUGAUAAAUGUAUUAAUUAUGGCACUGUUCUGCCGUAACACCUGAGAUGGUCGCCUGUUUACAUGUAACAAGCGCAUGCUACAAAAACUGAGAGAGAGCUCUUUAUAGUCUGAGGGAAGGUCUCCUUGGGGGUGGGUGGCAGGAGUUCCCCUGCCUGGGCUGCUUUACUAUUGACUUCCCUCGAUGCAUAGGGGUCUAUAGCGGCCCCAAGCAAGAUGGGGUGGGGGGCUGCCCCAACAAGCCAGCAAUGCAGAAGGGAUUUAUUUGCACAAAAGAAACUAAACAAAGCAUCGCACAAUGCCCCUCAUCUCUUUUGUUUUGAGGAUGUAGAAAGAAAAGGCUCGCUGGUCUCUGCAAAUGCGAAGCCUGUCACUCCCCACCCCGGUCUCCCCACCGUCAGCAGUUCUUUGGCACACUGGUCUGUCCUUCCACCUAUUUCUCAUCCUGACAAGUGAAUGGCAGCCCUCUCCCUGAUGCUUCUCCUUGUCAAUUAUGAAUUCAGUUGCCAUCGAGACUGAGGGACUGAGGCAGCUGGAGCUUUGGUUCUGCAGCCCGCUGUAUGAGACAUCUGUACAGAGCUGGCAUUCUACAGCUUCGUGGCUCUUAUGCAAGAUGGAAUUUCAAGGCUUGUGCUGUUGCUGAAGUGCUCCCUUGGCAGGUGGACCCACUCAUCUCCUAGGCCUUCCUGUGCCGAAAUGAUGGCUUUCUUUUUACUUAAGGGGCAGUUAAUCUAGAAUAAGCACCAGUCCCCUGGUUCUAUAUCCUCAGCUGUUGCACAUCCAAGAUGCUUGAACAUGAACUAUGAACUAUUUUAUUUCUGCAUCCUUUUAUAUUCACAUUCAGCAAGGAAGUGUUGACAGAUGUGCCCCAUGCACAUUUGAACACAACUGUGGAAUUCGGAAUGUUCUUGGGGGGCAACCCUGUGCAUGGGGAGACAUUUUUUGAGUCCUCACACGGAGAGAUUGCACUUUUAGUGAUUAUGAAUAAAAAGAUGAAGAUGGUCAUUAUUCCAGACCACAUUUGUCCAUCUGUUUGUUCUUCAGUAAAAUAGGGUGAUGAUCAUGAUGUACCAUAUUUUAAUGGCUCUCUAAAUGUGGGCACACAUUGAAAGUGAUGAUGGGGAAUCUGUUUUUUCAUCAUCCUGUUUAUGACCUCAUGGAAUGAAUGGAACUAUGUUGAGCACUGUCUGUAUUUUUGAGCCUGGUCCUAUACUUUUUGAAAACAAAUUAUUCCAUCAGGCACUUGAACUUACUUGACUUGAUCUUGGUUUAUGUGAAUACUGUUUGAAAAAUGUAUUGUGCUAAUGCAUUAUUAUUGGUGUCUUUUAGCUUUUUACAUUCUAAGCUUGCUCGUGGUGUUUCCUUAAGUUUCUUUUAGGAAAAAAAGCUGAGGUUAAAGUAUAAUAAAAGUAAUUUUGGGGAA
Molecule: messenger RNA, 6028 nt
Organism: Varanus komodoensis (Komodo dragon)
Lineage: Eukaryota; Metazoa; Chordata; Lepidosauria; Squamata; Varanidae
Exons: 6
Coding region: 143-1516 (457 amino acids)
Source: RefSeq, a predicted model, not a curated record